Neofelis nebulosa (Clouded leopard) is the source of this 3536-nucleotide messenger RNA. It is a transcript of the gene HELB, whose product is annotated as DNA helicase B. Bases 82 to 3306 code for a protein of 1074 amino acids. The transcript is spliced from 13 exons. Lineage: Eukaryota; Metazoa; Chordata; Mammalia; Carnivora; Felidae. The record is from RefSeq and is a predicted model, not a curated record.
UCGCGAAGCUGAUUGGCUGAUCAUGGCCGUGUACCUGCCGGGGUUUUCCGGAAUGUGGGGAGAGGCUCGGGGGGGAUCGCCAUGGCCUGGUUGACCCAGCACUUGCGCGAACUGCAGGGACCUCUGCUCCCACCGAAGGACUUGGUGGAGGAGGACGAUGACUAUCAGGAGGAAGCGGAGGAGACUGAAGAUCUGGUGUUUGUCGACGCCGAGGAGCUGUGCAGUGGGGGCGUAAAGGCUGGCGCCCUCCCCGGACUCCUCCGCGUUGUAAUUCCUGAUGAAAACACUCAAGAGCAAUGUCAAGUGUUUGGACGUUUUCCAGUAACGGGUCCUUGGUGGCGAGUGAAAGUACAGGUGAAACCUUUGGGACUGAGGAGCUAUCAAGUUCAAGGAUUUCCAUCUUACUUUUUACAGUCUGAUAUGUCACCACCCAAUCAAAAAAAUAUCUGUUCCCUGUUUCUUAAAGACUGUAAUGUCUCCAGUGAUCAUAUAAAUAAAUUUUUAGCAUGGGUAAAUGCUGUAUCAAGUUAUAAAAACCUCAACUUUGAAAAUCUUAGGGAAACAUUAAGAACUUUCCAAAAGGAAAUUGAAAGGAAUCGUCAAAAACAGUCAAAACAGAAUGUACGGGAAGAGUCUCUACCAGAAAAUGAGAUGUGCCUUCCUCUGGAAAACACAAUUCCAUUUAUAAGUGUAAUGACAGCUUUGCAGUUUCCAAAAAUAAUGGAAUUCCUUCCAGUUCUUCUGCCUCGACACUUUAAACGGCUCAUAAGUUCAGGUUCUAAGGAGGUGUUGGGAGCCAUAGAAGAGAUGUUAAGUACACAUCCGUGGAAACUUGGAUUUGGUAAAAUAACCUACACAGAACUGAAGCUUUUGCAGUGUGAGGCAAGUUGGACAUCAUUUUGUCAGUGCAAGUCUCUCCUCCAGUUGAUGACUGCUUUGGAGCAGAAUGCAUUAAUAAUAUAUUCUAAACUGAAACAUAUAUGUAGAGACCAAGGGCACACGUGUGUUGAAGAAGCUGACUUCACUUCUCAGUUGUCAGACCAUAUGUCUUUCCAUGAUGCUUGGCAGUCUCUGAGGUUUUUGAAGGAUAUUGGUGUGGUGACCUACCAGAAGGGCUGCAUCUUUCUUUAUGACCUUUACCAGGCUGAGAAAGACAUUGCCUCUUCGAUAUGUGACCUGAUGACAAGGCCCCCAUGGCAUUUACAUGUCGACGUCAAAAGGGUGCUUGCGUCUAUUCACACCGCACAACCGGAGAACUCACGAAGCGAUGAUGCACUGGACGAAAGUCAGCCUGAUGAGAGCAAUUUAGAAACUUCUGUGGACAUUCUGGAGAGCCAGGACAGUGGUGACCAUAUUUGGAACAAUGGUGAACAUGAGGUUAACGCAGAAAUCAGUGACUCUCUGCUGGAUCAGGAUCAGGUGGCUGCUUUGGAAAUGAUUUGUUCCAAUGCUGUGACAGUCAUAAGUGGGAAAGGCGGUUGUGGGAAGACCACGAUUGUUAGCCGUCUUUUUAAGCAUAUGGAGCAGUUGGAAGAAAAAGAAGUAAAAAAAGCUUGUGAAGAUUUUGAACAAGACCGGGAUGUACCAGACGAAUGGAUUACCUUUACCGAGCAAAGUCUACUGAAGGCCGACAAGGCUAUAGACGUGUUAUUAACAGCACCAACAGGAAAAGCAGCUGGCUUAUUGCAACAGAAGACUGGUUUUAACGCUUAUACACUGUGUCAGGUCAAUUAUAGUUUCUAUUACUGGAAGAAAAAAAACCCAGCCAAGAACAGCCCAUGGAAGUUUUCCUCUGUUAGAGUUCUGGUUGUAGAUGAAGGGAGUUUGGUAUCUGUCAAGAUCUUCAAGUCAGUUUUAAAUUUAUUGUGCGAGCACUCCAAACUUUCUAAGCUUAUUAUCCUUGGUGAUAUUAGACAGUUACCCAGCAUUGAACCUGGUAAUUUGCUGAGAGAUCUUUUUGAGACUCUUAAGUCAAGAAAUUGUGCUAUUGAACUAAAGACAAACCACAGAGCAGAAUCUGAGCUAAUUGUGAACAAUGCUACGAGAAUCUCAAGACGCCAGUUUCCAAUAUUUGAUGCAGAGCUGAAUAUCUCUGAUAAUCCAACAUUCCCUGUCUCAAUACGAGAUAAAACAUUUAUUUUUAUCCGACUCCCAGAAGAGGAUGCCAGUUCUCAGUUCCCAAAAAGUGAUCAUCGCUCUUAUUUAUAUUCUGCAGUUGGAACCUUGCUCAAAGAAAAUGACCUACAGGAUGCACAAAUGUCACAAUUCAUUGCAUUUAGAAGGCAAGACUGUGACUUAAUCAACGCCUGCUGUUGUAAGCACUACACGGGCCGCCUGAUCAAAGACCAUCGGAAUAGACUUCAGUUUGGAGUUGGUGAUAAAAUUUGUUGUACCAGGAAUGUGUAUCUCUCGGAGCUACUCCCUCAAGAUACCUCUCCCAGUCAGGAGAGUAAUGAACAAGAGGCCAGUGGUGAAGACUUUAAUGGUACUCUUCGUGGUUUUGCUAAAAAUAAGCAAGACUUUGAAAGUGGUAUUCGACUCUGCAAUGGAGAAAUAUUUUUUAUAACAAAGGAUGUAACUGAUGUAACUUUUGGAAAGAGAAGAUCUUUGACCAUUAAUAAUAUGGCUGGCUUGGAAAUAACUGUGGACUUUGAAAAACUGAUGAAAUAUUGUCAUAUAAAACAUGCCUGGGCAAGAACUAUUCACACUUUUCAGGGGUCUGAGGAGCAGACGGUUGUGUACGUGGUUGGGAAGGCGGGCCGACAGCACUGGCAGCACGUUUAUACGGCAGUGACCAGGGGCCGUGGCAGAGUGUAUGUCAUCGCAGAAGAGUCUCACCUCCGGAGUGCAAUUAUGAAAAGCAGUGCCCCUAGAAAAACCCGUUUGAAACAUUUUUUGCAAAACAAGCUCUCCAAGAGCUGUGUGUCUCUGGCGGAUUCCGCAUCCCCAUCGGAGAGCUCUGGAGACAGCAGCAGGCCCGGCACACAGCCGUCAACACCGUCACACCUUGCAGUCACAGCCAGCACCGUGACACCCAGAAGCAAGGCCUCCGCAGCUGAUGACAGGGCGUUCCCCUUGGCCGGAGCGUGGAAAUUCUCUUCACCCGAUGAGGUGGAUACAGAUGAAGAUCCAUCAAAACCCCGUGGGUCCAAAAGAGCCUGUGGCAUGAGUGAUGCUGAAAGUCCAAGCAAAGUCCUGAUGGUGGAAGAAUCAUCUCCGCAAGUGUCUUUGAAACUUCGGAAUUUGAGACUGAAUAGUUUAACCCCCCGGCAACUUUUCAUACCCACAAGUAAUCAAGAAACUUAAUUUGAUUUCAGAUUGCGCAAAGUAACUUCUCUCUCUCUCUCUCUUUUUUCUGUUUAACACAAAUGAACAUCGUAGCUUGAAAAUAUUAAGAUACAAAACAGGAUAUGUGUAACUGGGGUUUUAUUUUAAGGUGUUUGUGUUAGCAGAUAUUUUAAAUCCGUUUGAUCAUAGAAAACCAUAAUGAGUUCAACAUCUGUCAUCAUGAGAACUGAUAGCACUGGACAUAAACG